Vanrija pseudolonga is the source of this 762-nucleotide messenger RNA. RefSeq names its product 60S ribosomal protein L8 (gene RpL8). Lineage: Eukaryota; Fungi; Basidiomycota; Tremellomycetes; Trichosporonales; Trichosporonaceae. The record is from RefSeq and is a predicted model, not a curated record. Bases 1 to 762 code for a protein of 253 amino acids. Gene Ontology annotation, cellular component: cytosolic large ribosomal subunit; ribosome. Gene Ontology annotation, biological process: cytoplasmic translation. The transcript has 5 exons. Gene Ontology annotation, molecular function: RNA binding; structural constituent of ribosome.
AUGGGUCGUGUCAUUCGCAACCAGAGGAAGUCGGGUGGUAUCUUCAAGGCCCACACCCACCACAACAAGAACCCUGCUCGCCACAGGAACCUCGACUUUGCUGAGAAGAACGGCUACGUUCGUGGUGUUGUCCGCGAGAUCAUCCACGACGCCGGCCGUGGUGCUCCCCUCGCCACCGUCGUCUUCCGCGACCCCUACCGCUACAAGCUCCGCAAGGAGACCUUCAUCGCUGCUGAGGGCCUCUCGACCGGCUCGUUCAUCUACGCCGGCAAGAAGGCCAACCUCUCCAUCGGCAACAUCCUCCCCGUUGGCCAGUGCCCCGAGGGUACCAUCAUCUUCAACGUUGAGGAGAAGAUUGGUGACCGCGGAGCCCUUGCCCGUACCUCGGGCAACUACGCCACCAUCAUCGGCCACUCGGACGACGGCAAGACCCGUGUCCGUCUCCCCUCGGGUGCCAAGAAGACCAUCUCGUCGCGCGCCCGUGCCUCGAUCGGUGUCGCCGCCGGUGGUGGCCGUGUCGACAAGCCCUUCCUCAAGGCCGGUCGCAAGUACCACGCCCAGCGCGCCAAGCGCAACUCGUGGCCUCGUACUCGUGGUGUUGCCAUGAACCCCGUCGACCACCCCCACGGUGGUGGUAACCACCAGCACAUUGGAAAAGCGGGUACAGUUCCGCGUGACGCGAGCUCCGGUGCUAAGAUCGGUCUCAUUGCCGCCCGCCGCACUGGUCGUAUCCGCGGCACUGCGGUCAUCAAGGACGCCUAA